Molecule: messenger RNA, 525 nt
Organism: Chaetomium strumarium
Lineage: Eukaryota; Fungi; Ascomycota; Sordariomycetes; Sordariales; Chaetomiaceae
Product: Mss4-like protein
Exons: 2
Coding region: 1-525 (174 amino acids)
Molecular function (GO): carbon-sulfur lyase activity
Source: RefSeq, a predicted model, not a curated record
AUGGAAGUAACCUGCCAAUGCAAGACCAUAUCCUUCACCACCCCGACCGCAGAGCCCCUAGCAGUCUACGUGUGCCACUGCACCGAGUGCCGCGCGCAAUCGGCGUCGGCCUUCGGCACGAGCGCCAUCUUCCCCGCCGAACCGGGCCUGUUCCCGCUGCCGCCCGAGCUUGCGUCGCGGCUGCAGGUGUGGACCCGUCCGACCGACAGCGGCGGCACCAUGGACUGCUACUUCUGCCGCGUCUGUGGCGUGCGGGUCAUGCACCGCAUCCGUGGGGCGGAUGGUACGGAGAGGGAGACAGUGAGCAUCAAGGGCGGGCUGGUGAAGGGGUUGAGCUGGAAGGGGGCCGCGCAUAUCUUUACGAGGAGUGCGGUUGUCGAUGUGCCGGAGGGGGUGGAGAGGUGGGAGGGUGCGCCGGAUGUUAUGCCGGGGAGGAAAUCAACUUCAAGCCCCGAGCAUAACCAAUGGAACACGUUAAGGGUCCAGCCCUUCCGGGUGCUGAUCCCUGUUGCUUACCGACCUUAG